Messenger RNA from Diachasmimorpha longicaudata, 4363 nucleotides. It is a transcript of the gene Sobp, whose product is annotated as sine oculis-binding protein homolog. The transcript has 5 exons. Gene Ontology annotation, biological process: animal organ development. Gene Ontology annotation, cellular component: nucleus. NCBI's taxonomy places the organism in Eukaryota, Metazoa, Arthropoda, Insecta, Hymenoptera, Braconidae. Bases 1155 to 3170 code for a protein of 671 amino acids. The record is from RefSeq and is a predicted model, not a curated record.
GAUUUCGGAGUCUUAAUUUUGAGAGUGAGUGGUCAGAUUUCGCAUCAAGGACGAAAGCUAGGCAAUAAUUGUCGGUUUCUCAAAUUUUCUGAAAAAAAAAUUGGUGUCUCAACAAUUUAAAUAGAAACAUCUCAUGGAAUUGCAAUAAUUCACAUUCAUGUCUUUCUCGCGCGUCUUUUUCCACUGAUCGUACGACACGUUGAAUGUAAAACUACUUGAUAGUUAGUGUCUGACCCAUCCGGGACCGUCACUCCUCCCACUGUUGUACCUGGAGAUUUUUUAGCUUUUUUUAUUCUAAUUGAAGCCAUAUUCAACCGUACAUCGAAUGUUUGUGAAUAUUAUAAAUUUAACAAUAAUGAUAUUCGCUACAUACCACAAGUUUCAGGUUUCCUGCCCGAAAAGUCGAAGGUUUUUGCAAUUAAUUAAAACAUUAAUCCAAAUAACGUAUUUCAGAUGACUGCCAGCUUGUUCCACAAUAUCAUGAAUAAUAUGAUGAUUUCGUCUCAUUUGUAAUAAUGACUUUAAUUGCUCUGUAAUUAAUAUAAAAUCAGGAAUAUCUCUUCUCCCCUGAUUAUAAUAGGAAUCCCAAAUAAAAUGAAUAAUCGAGAUUCAUUUUCGGAAUUAAUCAUGAAAAUUAAUGUUGCACUGAUAAAUCCGUUGGAAAACAUAAUUAAUCGCUGCGUCGUGUGUACCUACAACAUAGGCGUCGAGACGCCGCCGUUGCGUGGCAUCGGGUAGAAACGCGCCAGCAAAAGCCAGUAGUUGCGCUCAGUUGUUCACGGGAAGUUACGAACGUAUCGUAGCCAGCAACACUCAAUGCUGCCGCGCGUGUAUUCUCAUCCGUUUUGAAUACCUUGAGUCUUCAAAUUUCGGCGUUUCAAAGAAUUUUUUAUUUUUAUUUAUUUUUUGUUACUACGGUCAGACGACAUGACACAUAUUUAUUUUUGUUUUGAAUCAUCAAAAACUGUUCUCGAGUGCAUUUAUCGUGGUGCAUGACUACACGCACUACGCGCCAUUGUCGAAGUAAUUUAUUGCUAAGAGAAAUAAAGUACAGAACGAGAGAUGAGAUGAUGUUGAUUUUUGCUCUGUAACGUGUGAUGAGUGAAUGAUAAAAAUUAAACAUUGAAUAUUUUGCGUAAUGAGUUGUAUGUAUAAUGAGUAGUAAAUUCCGACUGUCUCCAUUGUCGUCAUCAUCGUGCUCGUCAUCUUCCUCGUUGUCUUCUAAACGUGAAAUUAGUGUGAGAAGAAAAUCCAGCCGUUUGAAUUCAUUGUUAUCGAGUCAGAACAGCUGUCGUGAUCAGGACAGUGUCAACGCUAAAGUUAAAAAAGAACCGCCGGAGGAUGAGAUAAAGGAGUAUGCGGCAAACGCAAUGAGUGAGCUCCUCGGUUGGUACGGCUACGACAAAGUCGACAGUGGCUGCACCCGUGGUCUCAAUCUGGAUCACUUUGCCUCCUCCUCAAGUCCCAAGUACCAUCACCAUGGCACAGCACGGCUGUCCACUAAAGUUACAUCUCCAGGGAUUCCCCGGAAGAGUACCUCAAGGUCGCCCACAUCAAGGACCUCAAGGUCUUCACCAAGUAUUUCAGUUGUAUCAUACAAAGAGAAUGGUCUUGUCCAAUCAUCUCCACCGCUGUCUCUCAGAACGGGACCGGCGAGUCCUAGGAUUAUCGAAAACAGUGAUUCAGCGUCCGACACUCCCGAUAGUUCAACGACGUGUUCAUGGUGCGGUAGGGCUGGUGGAACAUGGGAGCCGGGUUCAACUGGUUCAAUGUCAUACGGUGUGAUAAACAAUUCCAGUCGUUUCUGCAGUGAAGCGUGCUUCGCAGCAGGCAGACGUGCUGCAUUCAAAAGAGCCAGAACUUGCGACUGGUGCAGGCACGUUCGACAUUCCGUCAGUUAUGUUGACUUCCAGGACGGAGAGAGUCAGCUUCAAUUUUGCAGUGACAAGUGCCUGAACCAGUACAAAAUGAACAUUUUCUGUCACGAGACACAGACCCACCUAGCCCUGCACGGCAUAACAAGUGCAUCCCCAUCCGCCCUCUCCACGAACCCAUUAAAUCUCGGCGGUCUGAUAACCCCCGAUCUUUGGCUACGGGACUGCCGGUCCCCUCCGCCAAGUCCCGAAGAGCCCGAAGAAGAUCCCCUCAUAGUUGACGAUGAGCCCCGUCCCUGCCACCCCGAAGACGCUUCACCCGGUGUAAUCCCCACAGAUUCGUCCAACCAGGACGACAUGACCUCCUCAAACAUCGACGCAGAAGAAGCGAUCGUCGAGGAAGCGAUAAAAGAAUCCUUGAAAGACGAAGAGCAGAGGAGAUCUCAGUGUAAAAAAGACGAGUUCCUGUCAAAAUCCAAAGACCCUGAAGAUACUGAUAAUCGCGAUGAUCGAAAAUCUGCUAGUCCCAAAGAUAAUUCACUUCCGAAAAAGCCAAUGCCCCAGGAGAACUGCAUUCACCUGAAAGACAUAAAAAAACUGAUGUCCAAGGGAAGCCACAGGACCUCUAAUCACUCGAGGCCCAGAAAAUGGUUGACAGAUCCGAUUCCGAUAGAUCUCCAAGUUCCCAGAUCCACUGGUGGCAUAAUCAACCCCUCAGACAUCCCAAAUUACGUUCCCCAUCCCCAGAACUACCCACUGCGUCAACAAAUUACGAUGGGCGUCAUGGGACCAAUGGAACCACCUCGCCACCCCUACCAUCCAGGAAUGCCUUCACAAAUGAAUACUCCCCAAACAGGAUUGUUACCCCCAGUAACUGUGCUGGUCCCCUACCCAAUUCCCAUCCCCAUCCCCAUUCCUAUACCAAUUCCCAUUCCACUUUUUGGUAAAUUUUUCACGUCCCGAAAUUCCGAAGAUAGUAAUAAGAAAGAAUGUGAAAGAAGCACUGAGUCCUCUAGUGAGAGCCCUCAAGAUCUAUCCAGACACCGAAAGUUCGAUGACAACUGUAGAAAUUUGGGUGCGAAAAUUCUGCGGGUCGAUGAGCCAGUUGCUUCACCACCUGUUGCUGGUGUUUCGAAUCAGCCGACAGUUGUUUUAGAGGCUGAAGGGGUUGAUUUAGGGGGAGAAACAAUAGUCAAUUUGAAGAGACCCUUGAGGAAGAGACGACGACUCUCUGGGGGGAAUCCCGAGGAUGUUGAGGGGAGAAUCAAGAGGAGAAGUAACGUACAAUCUGUGUAAUCUGCGGUGAUUGAGGUUUGAUUAUGUAGUUGAGAGAUUUGGGUCUUUGAACAGAUGGAUGUUUAUCACUCCGCUGGUCGCGCUAGGAGUACCGUAUCGCACUUUUUGAUAAAGGUAAAUGCCAAAGAUUCUUGAGGUAUGAUAGAGAAUCCCUUCUAGCUUCUCUGUUUACUAUGAGCCUAUCAGUUUAAUAUUCAGCGUAUUAAAUUGACUAACUGAGUGUAAAUGGACCAACAGAGUGUUGAUAGCGGGGGGAGGGUAGAAAGGAAUCUGAUCCAAGCAAUCCCUCAAUUAGAAUAUAACUGUCAUGGGAUCUUCUCAACUUCUCUCGUGCAGGUGCACCAAUCAAGACGAUCGCCUAACAGUCAUAUUAUAAUUAUAAGAAUUAUGAAUUUCAGGCAGUCGCCUCCGUAAGGUAUUGGUUUAGUUAUGAUUGUAUUCUGAAAUAACGACCAUUAUACUCGACUAUCAGUAAAUUAAUGUUGAUUUAUUGUUCGAAGAAAAUUCAUUUGUUGAAAUAAUUUUGCUUCGUUCAACUGCUGAAUGACGUUAUUAGUGAGGAUUUGGCAAUGAUUUUGUUGCCCUUGGAGCUUUACUCAAUAUUUCAUUGUUAAUUAGUGCAUAAUGUUGAUCAUAUUUGAUGAUUUUUCUAAUACUGAAUGGUAUCUAGCCAUCAGUUGAGUGAUUUCUUCAUCGCUGUAUUGUUAGGUGCCUCAUACGAAAACUGUGUUUUUAUGUUUAGAAACAGUGAGAUCGUUACGAUUUAUGUUAUUUUUGUCGUCUUUGUUUUUGUAUAUAUUUAUAUGUAAUUAUUUGUGAAAUGCCGAUAAGUUGGUGUUGAAUGAAAAUGUGUAAAAAGUUGUUUGAAACAAAAUGAUGGAUUUCGUUAUCCAAAUGAGUCAUUUCUGAUAACCAGAAAAAAAUGAAUUAAAUCUUCAUGAAUUUUAUGGUAUAAAACAAUAUAAUAUACUUGAAAGCAAUUGUAUUAUUCUCUCUCCACUUACAAAACAAUAAUCAGAUACAUUUCUAUGAUGUUUAUUUUUCGUUGAUUUUUUUGAUAAAACAGAUCUUCAUUGAUUCACUGAUUGUAGAGAUCCCAGAGUGAUACAGUGCCAUCUUUUCCGGUUGCUGCCAUUAAAUUCUUGUUGUUGUGCGCCUCAACCUUCUCCAUUGAAUAAAUAAUAUCAAAAAUA